AUGCUAAGUGGUCGAACAGUAUUGGUAUGUGCCGAAGUUGCACAAGGAGGAUUUUCAUUUGUUUAUAAGGCAAGAGACACGGAGACGGGUGAAGCAUUUGCACUGAAGAAAAUUCUAUGUCAGACGAACGAACAAGUGCAGUCAGCCAAGGCGGAGAUUCAAGCACAUAAGGCUUUUAAUCACCCAAAUAUUAUGUCACUGAGUGAUUAUGCAGUGAUUUCCACUGGAACAAACACAUUUGAGUAUUAUUUACUCUUUCCGUUCAUGGAGAAUGGAACGCUGCGUGAGAUGAUUGAUGCUGCAAUUAGUCAAGACGUGCGAAUCCCAGAGGCGCAGAUUCUUGACAUGUUUCUUCAAAUUUGCCAAGCUAUAGCAGAGCUGCACUCAAGAACGCCACCGCUAGCUCAUCGUGAUAUUAAGCCGGAGAAUAUCAUGUUGUCAGACAAGGAUGAACCAUUGCUGACGGAUUUUGGAUCUGUCACCAUAGCCGAUGUCAUCAUUUCAAAGCGCUCCGAUGCGCGAUUACUGCAAGAACACGCUGCACAACAUAGCUCAAUGGCGUAUCGUGCGCCAGAGCUUUAUGAUGUACCGGAAAACUCUCAUAUUUCCAGCGCUACUGAUGUGUGGUCUCUGGGCUGUUUGCUUUAUUCCAUGGCGUUCGGGUACUCCCCAUUCGAAUGCUCCUUUUAUGACUCUGGCGUCGUGCGCGUGGUCGAGUGCACGUAUUUGGCAGUUAUUGGGCCGAUCAAGUUUCCAAAGAACUGUUCAUACUCUCCACAAUUUUGCGAGAUGAUUCGAUGGAUCCUGAUCCAAGACGCUAUUGCGAGACCAUCCGUGUUUGCCGUGAUCGAUCGGCUACAAAAUGAAAAUCCGUGGUACAGGCACUACCUUCCACACACUUCUGUGCAUUGUCUUUACUUUCAGCUUGCGCGCUUUGAAGGCUUAUCAAACCUGAGACAAAUGCUGUUAACGUAUGUGCGGAUAACUGACUGCGUUAUAAAGCCUCCAAAUGCUGUGCUGCAAUGUUGGAGCAAGACGAACAAAUCUGCAGAAAAUGAACGUGCGCAGUGGACCAUUUCAGAAACACAGGACGCCAGCAUGAUGACGAUGCAGUUCCAACUGGGCACGCUGCCAUGCCGACGGGUUGCAUCUGCGUGUGGUUAA
Messenger RNA from Peronospora belbahrii, 1164 nucleotides. NCBI's taxonomy places the organism in Eukaryota, Oomycota, Peronosporomycetes, Peronosporales, Peronosporaceae. The record is from the annotation of a GenBank genome assembly.